AUGCCCCUCAAGGACGGAACCUACAUCAUCGCCAGCACUCUCCCGGGCAACCCAGUCCUUGAUAUUUAUAACGCGGCUAACCCCUUCAAUGGCCCCAUUGAGGGUGUGGUCGGGUUCACAAGACAGGCUACCAACAACCAACAUCAGCAGUGGGUUGUAACCACUCUUCGCCGGGGUGUCUAUAGUCUGAAAUCCGUCAUUGGCGACGCUUGGAUCACUGCUCCCGUCGAUGGUAGUGUUGCGCAGCUCGACACAUCCGUAUACAACCCCAUCCAUAACGAGAGUACCCGUUGGAAAAUCACCAACGUCAAGUCUGACACCUACCAAAUUGAGAGCGUGCAAUUCCCAAAUCUUGUCAUGGAUCUCAAUUAUGGUAGCUCCGACGACAACACUCCUGCUAUUCUGUAUCCGGAUCGCCAGACCCCCAACCAGCUCUGGCAGUUCAUACCUAUUGCAAUAUAG
Molecule: messenger RNA, 462 nt
Organism: Trichoderma aggressivum f. europaeum
Lineage: Eukaryota; Fungi; Ascomycota; Sordariomycetes; Hypocreales; Hypocreaceae
Exons: 4
Coding region: 1-462 (153 amino acids)
Source: RefSeq, a predicted model, not a curated record